Liolophura sinensis is the source of this 519-nucleotide messenger RNA. RefSeq lists its product as uncharacterized. NCBI's taxonomy places the organism in Eukaryota, Metazoa, Mollusca, Polyplacophora, Chitonida, Chitonidae. The record is from RefSeq and is a predicted model, not a curated record. The transcript has 2 exons. Gene Ontology annotation, cellular component: nucleus; transcription regulator complex. The coding region runs from base 1 to 519 and encodes 172 amino acids. Gene Ontology annotation, biological process: regulation of transcription by RNA polymerase II.
AUGGACAUAAAGGAGAGAAUAAUUUUGGAAGUUGAAAAGAAUCCGGUAUUAUUUGAUAAGUCGAAUCCGAAUUACAAAAGAGCGGACUUGAAAGAAGACAUCUGGUCAAGUAUUGGGGGAAAGCUGGGAAUUUCAGGUCCUGAUGUUCAAACGAAAUGGCGAAACAUUCGUGACUGCAUGGCGAAACAUGUGAAGAAGAACAAGACCCAGAGUGGCCAGGCAGCUACCGCUAAAAAACCGUACAAGUAUGAGCAUAUCCUCGGGUUUCUCAUUCCAACUCUGGAUGAAAGGGCAACUAGCAGUAACUUAAACGAUGACAUUGGACCAGAGGACGAGGACGAUGGAUUUACGCUGGACGAUGCACAAAAUACACAGCUUGCCAUCGAUGAGGUGGAACCGGAAAACGCAGCACAAAGUCCGGCAACAGUGCCUAAACCGAGCACCAUUAGCCUACACCCCGACCCCCGCCAAAGAAAAGGCGAAAUUCUCUCCCCGUUGAAAGUGUGGAUACGGCCAUAA